GACAAUAUAAGACGCCUCAAAUUAUAUUGUAUGGUUGUUCUUCGCUCUCAUCUUGAAAUCCACAGGACUUGCUCUGAGUAGCGCUUUUAGCUGAUGGUUCUUUCCAAACCAUACGCGUAUCAGUAAGUUUUCUCAGCUCAAGAGACGGGAGCAUCGUGCGACGUCAUCAUCAACAGGGUUACGCAUUACCAUUAUUGUGCAAAUUCGGAGAUGGGAGCUCUAAAGGAUAUAUUUUGGAGUCUGUCGAAAGAUCGAUUUUGCAGAUUCUGGAGUCUGUCGAAAGAUACAAUUGGGCGAUUUUGGAGUCUGUCCAAAGAUACAUUUGGGAGUCUGUCCGCAGGGAGUCUGCCCGAAGAUAAAUUUUGGCCCAGGAGUCUGUCCAAAGAUAGAUGUUGGGAUCUGCUCAAAAAUUGUAGUCAACUCAUCGUCAGAAUAGACGGACUCCUGGAAGCAGAGACGGCUCUUGAGAAAGCCAGAGAUGAUGCUGAUGCUGCCAGAGCACAGAUCGCCGAGCUCAUCAGGUCGAAUCAAGAAACGCAGGAAAGGGCUAUGGCGGCUCAACAGGCCGCUGAGCAAGCUGCGGUAGCUUCACAGGAUCAGGCCCGUAGGGAAAUGGAGGCGGUGGUCCAGGCUGCACAGGCUGCCAAUGAUGCCCGCUUACUGGCAGAAGCUGCUGCCCAUACCGCUAAUGAACAAGCGAAGCAAAAAGCAGUGGAAGCAGAGGAGGAACGUAAGCGAACUGCCGCUGUACAAGAACAAGCCAAACGAGACGUCCAGGCUACCCAGGAGCAGGCCGAGAGACUACAGGAAGCUGCCGAUGAGGAGAGGAGGAGGGCGACUGUAGCCCAGAAGGCGGCCAACGUGUCGAAAAAAGUGGCAGAAGAGCAAGUAAAGACGGCCAAUGCUGCCAAGGAGGAGGCUGAAUGUUGAGAGCCGAAGAACCCGAGGACGGAAAGGCCGAUAGAGGAGGAUAUGGGACUACGGCCGAAGAGUAAGAGUCUGUUCGGCCACCAUUAUUUGCGUUAUUUGCGCAAGUUAGAAUUUGGUUCUGGCUUUGCUAAUCGUCGGAGCUUGAACAAGAUGUCACGCUCCGAUAACGCUUACCGUAUGC
Suillus fuscotomentosus is the source of this 1111-nucleotide messenger RNA. RefSeq lists its product as uncharacterized. The record is from RefSeq and is a predicted model, not a curated record. NCBI's taxonomy places the organism in Eukaryota, Fungi, Basidiomycota, Agaricomycetes, Boletales, Suillaceae. The coding region runs from base 211 to 930 and encodes 239 amino acids. The transcript has a single exon.